GAUAUUUGACGUCACAUACACUCUAUUUAUCCGUCUCGUGACUAUGGAUUGGUGGCAGACAACUGUGUUGUAUCAGAUCUAUCCGCGAUCUUUUCAAGACAGUGAUGGAGACGGGACAGGGGAUUUGAAAGUAAAGAACUGUUUCAUCAAACUGGAGCUGAAAUAAUGGCGGGACUACAAUAAAUUAAAUGAACUGUUUAAGAAGCAAGAAGUCAGUCACAUCUGGUAUUAAUUCAUGGUUAUAACUGCCACAUGAAACAACGGCUUAUUAUUUUAACAUCCGAGUUACGUCAGAAAUACAAAAUGAACACCUCAAUAUGAUUCCUCAGCUAGCAGGACGUCUGGUAGAGUUCAUUAUGCUGUCUCAGUGAAUAUCAUGAUGGUACGGAUUACAGGUAGGCCCAAGAGCCAUUCGGGUAAUCCGUAGUCGGUGGUAUGUAGUUGAAAAACAUCUGUCUGGCAGACCUUGGUAUCUAGUUGGCCGUUGGGUGUGCUGGCUCGUCUUAAUAUAACCUGGUACCAGAAUGAAACAAGACAGUCACGCACCAUGCUUGUUGAGGGCUACGUGUCGACGGACGGACCUUACACCGGGCUCACAAAAGAUCAGUUGUUGGAGUGCGCUUACUGCCCAUUGUGGGUUCGAGUCCGGUGCUUACUUCUGGUGGCGUACUGGACAUCAUGGUUGGUUAUGCUAGCAGGUGCCAUCACGCUUGUUGUGGUCACCCCGAAGUGUUUAACACCGGAACCCCUCCAAUGGUGGCAACUAUCCCCCGCGUACCAGGUCUAUCCGCUUUCUUAUCAAGACGGCAGUCACCCACCUGAUGGGUUCGGGGACAUACUAGGUAUUGAGUCGAGACUCGAUUACAUCAAGGACCUCGGUGUGGGCGCAAUAUGGCUGUCACCCAUCUACAAAUCUCCAAUGAAAGACUUUGGCUAUGACAUUCAGGAUUUCAGAGAUAUUGCUCCAGUGUUUGGAACAAUGGAUGACUUCCACUCACUGUCAAGGGCAAUGAAGGAAAGAGGUAUAAAACUUGUGCUGGAUUUUGUGCCAAAUCAUUCCAGCAAUCUCCACGAGUGGUUCCAAAAAUCUGUGAAGAGAGAGGCUCCUUAUACAGACUAUUAUGUGUGGACUGAUGCCAAGGGAUUUGAGCCUGAAGGCACACCAAUCCCACCCAACAACUGGAGAAGUGUAUUUGGUGGCUCUGCAUGGGAGUGGAACCAGGAGCGACACCAGUUUUACCUGCACCAGUUCCUCAAAGAGCAGCCUGACCUAAACUACAGGAAUCCUUGGGUCUUACAAGAAAUGAAGAAUGUGUUGCAAUUCUGGUUGGACCAGGGAGUAGAUGGUUUUCGAAUGGAUGCAGUUGCUCAUCUGUUGGAAGAUGAAGAACUAAGAGAUGAACCAGUGAAGGAUGAAGAUUCCAUUGAUGAAUACAGUCAACUGGAUCAUAAAUACACCUUCAAUCUACCCAAAGUACUGGAUAUAUUGCGAGAAUUCAGGAUUCUACUUGACAAAAACUCUGAGAAUGGAACAAAAAUUAUGAUCACUGAAGUGUACAUGCCAGUGGAGAAGCUGAUGGCUUAUUAUGGAAACAAAUCACACCCAAUUGCCCACUUUCCAUUCAACUUUGAGUUGAUAUCAGUAAGCCAAGAGAAUAUCAGUGCACAAAGCAUAUACAGUACAAUCAUGACUUGGAUGGACAACCUUCCAAAAGGGGCAUGGCCCAACUGGGUGUCUGGGAACCAUGACAACUCUCGCAUGGCAACCAGAUUUGGGAAUGAAUUGGUGGAUGCUAUCAACAUGAUCAUGCUGCUCCUUCCUGGCACACCUGUCACUUAUAAUGGAGAGGAAAUGGGUAUGGAGGACACGGAUGUGUCAUGGGAACAAACAAAGGACACAGUAGGAAUAAAUGCUGGGCCAAUGAAAUACAAACUGUUCUCGAGAGAUCCUGAGCGCACACCAAUGCAAUGGAAUGCAGGAAUGAACGCAGGAUUCUCCACUGCUAAUCAAACCUGGCUGCCAGUCAAUCCAAACUACAAAACAUUAAAUGUCCAGUCUCAGCUGAAUGCAAAAUGGAGCCAUAUUAAAGUGUACAAACUACUUGCCAAGGCACGAAAAACUGAGGCCAUCAUGAAUGGUGAGCUGGCCAUUCGAGUUCUGGAGGACUGUGUGUUGGUCUAUACCAGGGUGAAAAAAGGCUUCCCUGGUUAUAUGGUGGUAGUAAACUUUGCUGUGGAUACAGUGAUUGUGGACUUAACAAAGCUGGACCAUGUGCCAAAUGAGUCUUUCAUAUAUGUGUUCAGCACAACUUAUGCACAUAGUUUCACUGCAAAGAAGAGGAUAUCAAAUUCUGAAGUCAUGAUGCCAGGACAGGGAGGCAUGGUGCUGACAUUUGUACCAGAGUUUCCAGAAGAAACCAUCCCUCUGUAACAACUUGUGCAAUGCUGAAACUACUUUAUUUUCAUAUACAUGACUUAUUGAAGCAAAAUAAAAUAUUGUUGGAAUACAA
Messenger RNA from Zootermopsis nevadensis, 2510 nucleotides. The record is from RefSeq and is a predicted model, not a curated record. Lineage: Eukaryota; Metazoa; Arthropoda; Insecta; Blattodea; Termopsidae.